UGGCUUGCCAUCUAACCUUUCUUGUUCAGCAAGGGUGUUGAAAACAGAGAGAAGAAGAACUAAAAAGUUGGGCAGCAAUGGAGAAGCUUGUGGGGCUUUGAAAAACUGAGGAGGCAGAAUAUAGAUGUAGAGGAAGAUUUAUAAUUCCAUGUGGGACAUGGAUUUAACAAAGGAAGUGAAAUAAUUCCAUUGCACUUCUUGAUAAAUUACCUUUUGGGAAACAUUAUAAAGUGUUUGCUUAUUAGGAAGGCUUUGAUUUUAGCCAGUAUCAGAUAUUUUGGUGGCACAGUUUAGAUUUUUGUGGCAGCCUGGGUCUUUGUUGUUUCUGCUUUUGUCCAAAGAAGAUGGAUGAGGAGGUGGAAAAGAUCACCUCUAAGGAUGUGAUUGAAAAAGGGGAGGGUGGAGAAGUUGAAAAUCUGUCCCUUAGGAAAAGGAUGAUCAUAGUUAGGCACAGCUCAACUAAUAGAGACCCUACCCCAGAGCACAACAUCGUAGAGGACAUUCAAAAGCCUGGUGAUGUUAGGUCACCUCCAGAAACCAAGGAUGGAGAUGAAGGUGGGCAACUGCUGGAAUUGUCAAGGCUCGUUUGGGAAGAAUGUAAAAAGAGCAGCUGGUGGGAGAAACAUGGAGCAGACUGGGCCAUUAUUGGACUGGCAAUGUGCACUGUACCUGCAGGUUUCGUAUGUCUGGGGUCCAGCAGCCUGUUUCUCUUUAUGUUGGGCAUCAUUAUCCUAGGACUGGGCAACUCUGUAAUCACUGUCAAAGGGAGUCACCUGGCAAGUCACCGGUCACUUUGCCAAUCAACAGAGCUGGGAAGGAUUUGGGCCACGUUCUUUAUUGAGGUGUGCAGCUGGCUCCCAGUCCCCUGUGGAGAAAAGGGCCACGUCAAGCAACAUCAUGGCCAUACCAAUGUCAUUGGCCUGGGGGACUCCAGUGUAUGGAAGGCUCCGUACCUGAGCUGUGCUGUGUAUAUGUUCCUGGCCCCGUUGGCUCUGCCAGUCCUUACCCUGCUUGUGGGGCUCAGAUACAUGAUGCAGAUGCCUCUUUCCAAAGCUCUGUGCAGCCUGUUCUUCAUCUCCCUAGGUUUGUUGGGACAUUGCUGGCUACUUGCUCGGAUCUCAGGGUUGGGUGUAGGAUCUGCCAUCGGAUGCAUGUUCCUCUCUCGGUCAAUGAUGGCCAUUCCUUUCAUACAUGUUAAUAUAUUUCAGCACAUAGGGCUGCCCAUGUUCUCCCCAACUCAACGUCCUCGGCGAUUGGAACUCAUUACUCACUCUGUGCUGAAUUUGCCUCGGAAUCUAAUCCUGGACUGGACAUUUGGUCACACGCUCAUCAGCUGCCACGUGGAGCACCACCUCUUCCCAAUGCUCUCGGAUCACAUGUGCCUAAAGGUGAAACCUAUGGUGUCCAGUUUUCUGCGCACGCACAAUCUCCCAUACCAGGAAGAUACUUACAUGUCCCGUCUACAGCUCUUUCUGAGUAACUACAAUGAGCUGAUGGUCCAGGCUCCCCCCAUUACACAGCUGGUAGACCUUCGAUAAGAUACUCUAAAGGGCAGAAGAGAUUUUUGAAUGCUGAUUUCACACCUUUUUUUUUGGAUUAAGGUCCAGGGAAUGGGCUGGCCACUCCAUAACUUCAAUCUUGUUGGUUUGGAACCAAGAUGUUACUCAUUUACUAUGAGUCUACUAUGAUUUACUAUUAUGUUUGGGGUAUUUCCUCUUCAGCAUAACGCUACAUGACCUUUUCAAGUAUUUUGAUGCAUUGAUACUGAUCCAUGAUCCCUGGUACGUGAUAAAUACGCCCAAUAACAUAGUAUGAGACACAUCCCCAUAUCAUGAUGCUUGUGCCACCAUGUUUCACUGUCGUCACACUGUACUGUGACUUGAAUUCAGUGUU
Messenger RNA from Xenopus laevis (African clawed frog), 1893 nucleotides. It is a transcript of the gene fads6.S, whose product is annotated as fatty acid desaturase 6 S homeolog. Gene Ontology annotation, molecular function: oxidoreductase activity; oxidoreductase activity, acting on paired donors, with oxidation of a pair of donors resulting in the reduction of molecular oxygen to two molecules of water. Gene Ontology annotation, cellular component: membrane. Bases 345 to 1538 code for a protein of 397 amino acids. The transcript is spliced from 6 exons. Lineage: Eukaryota; Metazoa; Chordata; Amphibia; Anura; Pipidae. The record is from RefSeq and is a predicted model, not a curated record. Gene Ontology annotation, biological process: lipid metabolic process.